UAGCACAUUAAUCUGUUGAGGAUCUCUUCCAUUUUGACUCUUACUUCAGAUAACUGCGAUCUCCACAACUACCAUCUUUUAUUCACAAUCCCCCACCAGCAUCCUCUCUUCCCCUCAUUAUAUCAUUGACUAGCAGCCUUGUCUCUCGAUUUCGGGCCGAAUCAUCCACCCAAACCCUGCCGGUUCUUGGUAGCUCCAAUGCGACACCACAGUGCUUCCGCCAGAUAACCGCGACACCGGGGUUUCUGGAUGGAGACCCAUGGCUGCAACGUACAAUCGUACUUCCUCCGCUACGCCGACUCAGAACCGGGCCUUGGGCGACAGGCGGCCUUCCUCUAGCGUGGGCGAUGGCUCGACAGAUGGGAGCUGGCAUGACGAUGUAUCCGGAUCUCAGCGAAAUGCCUACCCGCGGUCUGUCGGGAGUACCACCAGUGCUCCACAGGUUUCCCUCGCUCCCUCCAGCAUCCGACCCGGGAGCUUCAGUUCGGAAUUAAGAGUCCCAAGCGUAUCGAGAAGUGCGACUCCAAAACCGGAUUCCGUGUAUAACUACCGAAGCAACGGCGCAGCCGACGAUGGAGAGCCUGCCACCUCAGAACAACGACAAGCCAUCAUUCGCGGAAAGCUGGAGAAAGAGCUCAAAAUCAGGAAUGGGACGGAGAACAUGCUGGAGGCGCUCUUGGCAAAGAAUCUGAAGCAGACAAAAGAACAAAGACUACGGGUCGAAUCUGAGCUGAGUUCAUCAAAUCGCAAAAUUGCACAGCUUCAACACGAGCUCGAGGAGGAACUACAGAGAGCGCACACUCCCGAUCCAUUGACUUUCAACCGCCCAUCGAGCCUAUUCGGCGUGCCAGUAGGCCGAUCCCCUUCGCGAGCUACUCAAACCACUGGCGACACCUUCGACGACGACGAGGAGGAUGAUGUCAGUGAGAGCGAGUCGCCCACGUUCGUCCUUGCUGAGACUCUUCAAGAGCUGGAGGUUGAGGGGAUGUCACCAGGAUAUUACGUUGAAAGGGCAAAUAACCUUGUGGAACUUUUCAAGCGCCAUCCGACUUUGAAGUAUGAUUUGAAAUGGUCUGUUUUUGGCCUGCGGAUUCAGGUGAUGUUGUUGAGCGAUAGUCGCCAAGUCGUGGCAGCUGGCUACAGACUAACACGCUACGCAAUUGCUGAUCGACACUCCAUCCAGAUAAUCAGAUCGUUUAAUACAGAUGCGCUGGCAAUCUGUUCGCUGGUCAAGGAGUCAAAGGCCAGCAUGGAGCGCGAGCAGGCGCUGAAAUUCAUUCGUGCCUUCCUGGAUGUUAAAGAUGGGGUUUAUGAAAUAUCACGGGCUGUCGUCCGCACGCUGGUAUCUCUUGCAGAGCAUAGGGACGAUCGCCUGAGGAGUAUAUGCAUUAUGACCUUGGCUGAGAUACUAGUAAAAGAUCCUGGGCUACUCGCUUCUGCCGGUGGAAUUGGGGUGUUAAACGAUGCAUUGUGCGAUGGUAGCUUUGCUGCAUCCGAUACUUUGGCCGCAAGCUUCAUCCACGCACUGGAUUCUCCCAGCACUAGGCAGUACCUUAGAUCAGGAUCGGAACUGGAUGGGGUGUUUGCUACCUUUACUGAGCCCAUGUCUGAAGCUGAAAGAAGCACCAGACUUAAUGCCUCUGCGAAGGCAAUUUCCACUAUGUUGAAGACUUGGCCAGGACUCCUGACGCUGGCUCAGAAUAAAUUCAUGCCUCUCAGAUCUCUGAUGGACUCCUUGGAAUGCCCAGAAGCUUCGGUACGACACGUAAUUCUUGAACUUCUCUUCGACGCUUUACGGAUCAAACCUCCUUCAUGGUCUUCAUCUUUCCUUGCUGGUCGGCGAUUAACCACAUACGGCAGAGCUGGGGUUGCGAGUGUAAGGGGCUCCGAGCAGGACUUCAAAUUUCACACAUUCUAUGAGCCGGAAGAUGGCGUAUUUGACCUCACUGCGCAUUUUGCAUCCUUAGUCCUUGCAAUGUUGAUCGAAGCUGGCUUGAUCAAGUCCCUAGCUGUCUUGGUUGAAGAUGAGCAGGACAUAGGCCUUAAACGGAAAGGCAUAUUGCUCCUAGCAGAGGUGCUAAAGCGUGCUUACCGCUCCCUACCGCAAUCGGUAUGCGCGCAUCUCCAGGUCCUCCCUGACAAUGUACCUUCACGAAUGGCGAACGAUAUGUAUGUUCAUCGUGUAUCCGCCUCGACUAUUUAUCAAAUGGAGAGCAUCAAUCGUACGAUGACACGAUCAACCUGGAUGUCAUCUGGGCCUGGGAAAUACAACCCAGAAGCGGAUAUAUCGGCUUCCUUUCUCAAUGCAGAACAAGGGAAGCCGAAACUAAGCCCAACCAUGGAUGAAGCUCAGUUCCGAACAGCCAUUAUGAGCACACAUGUACUGAACUCUGUGAAUUUUAUGAAGUGGAAAUGGGAUUUGAUCCACAACAUCAUUGAAGGCCCGCUGACCAACCCAAAACGUCUUGACGAAGCUAUUAAGGGAUCCAAAUUCAUGAAACGCCUUGUAGGCUUUUAUCGUCCCUUCAAGUAUAGAUUCUCAAUGAUCCGCAACACCAAGCCAAAUCAGCGCUACGUUAGGACCGGCUGUGCCUUAAUGCGAACAUUGAUCCAGACUCCUGAAGGGUCAAAGUAUCUCGCAGAGAAUAAAUUAUUAAGGCAAAUCGCGGAAUGCCUAGCUCAAGUGGAUCGAACGAGCGGCCUGACUUCCUCUUCACCUGUUUUCUCUCGGAAUCAGAUGAUGGAUACCCUAAGCUGGGGUUAUUUUGCAAUGUUGGGCACUUUAAGCAGCGAUCCGAAUGGGCUCCAUAUGAUGGAAAGAUGGCAUAUGCUCAAUAUGUUCUAUCACAUAGUUGAGUUGAACGAUCGGAGUGACCUCGUACAAGCAAUACUUGCCAAUAUGGAUUUCACACUAGACAGCCAGCUUCGGUUAAUGCUACUCAAAGCCUUGACAAUUGGCACGAAAGAUAUUCGCAUCUUCGCAACGCGGGUUUUGCGCAAGUAUGUUGUGGGUGGCGUGGAGCUUACGCCGGCUGUGGAAUGGAUUAUUAUGCUUCUUAUCUCCCAACUCUACGAUCCUGAUGUUGCCGUAUGUCAGAUCGCGAUGAAAGUUCUUGAAGAGGCUUGUAACCAGAGAGAUCUGCUCGAGUAUGUGGUCCAAUGUCGCCCAUCUCUUGACCAUCUCGGCGAAAUUGGGGCAUCUUUAUUGCUUCGAUUCCUUUCAUCUUCUGUCGGGUACCAUUACUUAGAUGGCCUCGACUUUGUCCAUCAAGAGAUGGAUGACUGGUUUCUCGGCAGAAAUGACGCAUAUGUUGGCUUGGUUGAAGCAUCACUAUGCCGAGCGUAUCUUGAUCAGCCCCGUCGGAACAGCUCAGUCAUUGAGGAUCUCGUAGAUAUGCACGAUACGGGCAGGGCGCCACCACACUUUUAUAGAGAACUGGCUCGCACUAAAGAAGGUUGCAGACUGUUGGCUGAUUCUGGUCAGUUUGACGAGUUCGUGGUUACAAUUCAAGACUACGAUAUACAGGAAGAAGACCCCGAGGUGCUGCAGAGGGUCAAGGGGGCAUUGUGGGCUGUUGGACACCUUGGGUCGAUGGAACUUAGUGCCCAAUUCUUCGAAGGAAGCCCUGUUUUUCAACUAAUCAUCAAGAUUGCGGAGCAUGCAGCUGUGCUGACUAUGAGGGGUACAGCUUUCUUUGUGCUGGGCCUUAUCUCGACUAGUAGACAUGGGCUUGAGAUGCUCAUUGAAGCUGGAUGGGAUGCUCCAGUGGACUACAAGGGUCAGUCUCUGGGUUCAUGUAUGCCUAUCAAUCUGGAAAGGAUGUAUAAGAUUUCCUUUGGCCCCGUUGGAUCCAAUUCCAAGGUGAACGGGACAGCAAACCAGAGAUACAAAUCCGCUGUGACCGAUUCGGAUCCGAUUAACCAAAAAAUCUUGAACCUUCUCGUGGAUAUGGGAAAUACGGUCCUUUCAAAGCGGGCGGCUGCCGACCUACAGAGCAUCAAAACAAAACAUCCAGAUCACUUUCGGCAAACACAGCUUUUUCGAAACACCUUAGUUAUCCUUGAAAGCCAUCAUUUUCGACUCCCCGCCCGCCGUUUUGCGCUAGACCUCUUCGAUAAGAGCGUGAUGGGGCGAAUUGUUUUAGAAGAUGAUUUAGAACUCGAUUCGGACAGUCUCGCAUCGGACUAGACUUCUUCACUGCCAUUUUGCCAUAUUCGUCUUUACGUAUGUAUUUUAUUUGAGGGUUCACGUCAUUGUUGCAUGCACGUCUUUUUUGUAACGAUGAUUUUCAGGUCGUCAGAUCAGAUUUCUUCUGGUUGCUUGUAUCUAUUGUACCUUAGCCCUGGCGGUUUGGCGUUUGGUGGCUUUUCGCGGGGAUUGUGGCCUUGGAGUGAUCAAGGGAUGGAAUGGUGUGAUGUAUGAAGCCUACGGAAACGAUAACGUUAUUUAUGCAUGCCUUCUCCGGGAUGAGGGAUGGGUCCUUCAAGGAUUUUGAGGAGUCGAUCAGAGGGAUAUCUUUCAUGGCUCCUGAAUACUUCCCGCUGUGUCACUGGACAGAUUUGAUGCGCUAUAGACCAAAUCUUUGUCAACUGAUGAAUGUAGUUAACACCAUCCUUCCAUUGGAAGGCUCUUGAGUAAAGAAUCAUGAGUUGCGCCA
Molecule: messenger RNA, 4658 nt
Organism: Coccidioides immitis RS
Lineage: Eukaryota; Fungi; Ascomycota; Eurotiomycetes; Onygenales; Onygenaceae
Product: cytosolic regulator Pianissimo
Exons: 4
Coding region: 260-4189 (1309 amino acids)
Biological process (GO): TORC2 signaling
Cellular component (GO): TORC2 complex
Source: RefSeq, a predicted model, not a curated record